AUGUCUAUCAUCCUUGAAGACAACCAGCCUCCGGGAUUCAUUCGCCUCGGCCCUACUUGGUAUCACGAGAUUCCAUUCCUGCCACAUGGAUGGGAAACGACCAACGACCGAGGAUCCGGGUCUCUCAAGCAUGCAGCAAUGAAAGCUCUAAUACGGGACCAGUCAAUCCUAAAAGCAGAGCUCUUCGAGCAUGUGCAUUGGUAUCUGGCCAAAUACAUCUGGGACGCCCUUGGACGAUGCAAAAAGCAGACUAUGCACAUGUGGAAGAUCAUGACUACCGCGUAUCCCACUCAGUUCCGUGAAGUCAGCCCUUACUAUUGUCUCAGCGCGGGUUCCCCCAAGAAGCCUCUGGGAGACUACAUGGGGAUCCUCAAUAGUGAGGAGAUCCGCUGGCGAGCAGUCUUGACCAUUGCAACUGCAUAUGCCUCUGCUGAGGAUUUAGCUGCUACCUCAAGUAUCAAGAACCUGGUUGCACUGGACGUGUACAACCAACCCUACUCGUCAAGACUUGCCCUUGAUCCUGUGGGUUAUAUUCAUGACGGCCAGCCCCUGCAAGAUGGGUUCGUGCGUGGCUGGAUCGAAUCAAAUAAUCUGCAGCACCUCCGCAUUCUAAGACUCUACAAUCAGCACGACGUGACCAUCUCUGCGCUGCGAUCGCUACGCGAUUUGCCCGAGCUACAGCUCGUUUUGGCAUACGAGUGUGAAAACAUCACAAGAGAAAUCAAGAAAAAAGGCAGGCCUGCAAAGGGCAUGACUGAGAUUGGCGUGGAGGGCUGGUCUGCCUGCAGGCUUGAUUGGCUUCGGGAUAUCGAGAAGACGAACGUCCUGGAUCAUCUCAUGCCUCUUCUUCAUGCAUACAAAUCCAACAUCCAGGGAGUUAAAGAUGUGAAACCGCACAGAGAAUCAUCGUUAAGCUCAAAUUUACCGAUUCUGGAGUUCAAGCUUCCUACCAUUGAUCACAGCAAAAGGGAGAUGCUGGCUAUACGCUCAAAAUACAGUUCGAUGUCAAUUGUCAUGUUUACGCGGGAUCCUGUGCGGCUGAAAAUGGACGGAGAGAAGAAGCGGAAGCGUGAAAGGGACAAGAAGAGAUUUGAAGGGGCUGAGGUUUCUGAAGGUAGUAAUCGUCCUAUCAAGCGAGCGGUCAUGAAGGACAGAGGAAUGGAUAUUUCGAAGACCUUGAAUGCCUUUUUCUGA
Molecule: messenger RNA, 1194 nt
Organism: Penicillium soppii
Lineage: Eukaryota; Fungi; Ascomycota; Eurotiomycetes; Eurotiales; Aspergillaceae
Exons: 2
Coding region: 1-1194 (397 amino acids)
Source: RefSeq, a predicted model, not a curated record